Molecule: messenger RNA, 2693 nt
Organism: Calypte anna (Anna's hummingbird)
Lineage: Eukaryota; Metazoa; Chordata; Aves; Apodiformes; Trochilidae
Gene: B3GALT6
Product: beta-1,3-galactosyltransferase 6
Exons: 1
Coding region: 322-1359 (345 amino acids)
Biological process (GO): glycosaminoglycan biosynthetic process
Cellular component (GO): membrane
Molecular function (GO): UDP-galactosyltransferase activity
Source: RefSeq, a predicted model, not a curated record
GGGAUCAGCUGAGCAGCAGCCGCCACACACACCGAGACCGUGCCGGAGGCCCAGCGGAUCGGCGGAGAAAAGAGCCGCUCCUCCUUCUCCUCCUCCUCACGGCCUGAACCGGCGCUUCCCUGAGGAGAAGGGGAGAUGGAGGGGGAAGCAGCCAUGAAGCCGCCGGAGGGGAGGGGCGGCGGAGCGCGGUGAGGCUUCCUGCAGGAAUCUCACCCUUUCUCCUCGGAGGCCACAAAGCUCUUCCCGCCUAAAACUCCGGGGAGAAGAGAAGGAGGAGGAAGGGGAGGGAGAAGGCGGAGGGUGGGAGAGGGCCCCGCGGCCAUGAAGCUGUGGCGGCUGUUGUGCCGCCACAAGACGGCCCUGGGCUUGGGCAGCCUCUCUCUCUUCGCCGCGGUCCUGCUUUACCUGGCCAAGUGCACCUCCGAGGGCUUACGGCCUCUCCCUGCUCCCCGGGGGCUCCCUCACAACCAACCCGCCGCCAUACCCCCUCGGGGGGCCCGGGGCCCGCAGUUCCCCGCGGCUCCUCCGCUGUCCCCUGAGGAAACGGCGUUCAUGGCCGUGUUGGUCACCAGCGGCCCGAAAUACAGCGAACGCCGCAGCAUCAUCCGCAGCACUUGGUUGUCCUCCCGCCCGCCUCACGAUGGCAUCUGGAGCCGCUUUGUCAUCGGUACCGGAGGGUUGGGAGCCGAGGAGCUGAGGAGUUUGGAACUGGAACAGAACCGCCACGGAGAUCUCCUCCUUUUGCCGGAGCUGCGGGAUUCCUACGAGAACCUGACCGCUAAAAUCCUGGCUGCUUAUGUCUGGCUGGAUCUGCACCUGGAUUUCCAGUUCGUCCUGAAAGCCGACGACGAUUCCUUCGUGCGUUUGGAUGUGCUGGUGGAGGAGCUGAGAGCCAGGGAGCCGCAUCGCCUCUACUGGGGAUUCUUCUCGGGCCGCGGUCGGGUGAAAUCGGGUGGGAAGUGGAAGGAGAGCGCUUGGGUGCUGUGUGAUUAUUACCUGCCUUACGCCCUGGGCGGGGGUUAUGUGAUUUCCGCGGAUUUGGUGCGUUAUCUGCGCCUCAGCAGGGAUUACCUGAACAUGUGGCAGAGCGAAGAUGUCUCCCUGGGGGUCUGGCUGGCGCCCAUCGACGUGAAGAGGGUGCACGACCCUCGCUUCGACACGGAGUAUAAAUCCCGGGGCUGUAACAAUAAGUACAUAGUAACUCACAAGCAGAGCAUCGAGGACAUGCUGGAAAAGCACCAGACCCUGGCUAAGGAAGGAAAACUCUGUAAAGAGGAGGUUAAGCUGAGGCUUUCCUACAUGUAUGACUGGGGGGUGCCUCCUUCUCAGUGUUGCCAAAGGAAGGAUGGGAUCCCCUGAAAGGCUGAGGGAAGAAAAGUUUGAAUUGUUGAUUGACUCUGAGCUUGGUUACUGUUACCUGGGGGUGGGGGAAAAAAAUCCCGGUAAGGAGGGCUUGAAAAUGACUCAAAAGAUUUUGCACGAUUCACUGUGUCACCACCAACAAAACCCUGGAAAUCCUAAAAGCUGCUGAUGUGGCAUGAUGUAGAGGUGUUUGAAAAACAAAUAGAUGACAAAAAGCAGAUGGGAAGGGUCAGGUGGCAAGACAAUGGGUUGCAUAAUAUGGAUAGUACAGAAAACUUGGGGGAGACAACUUGGAUGAAAAGUUGCUGGAAGAUUUUUAACAGACCCUAAGAUUUAUUUACUAAAGAUAUAUGAUAGGACUUAGUAAGACUGUGGCAGCUGGAUUUAUUUCUUGGCAAGGAAGACGUGGCAGUUUGGCAAGGUUUAAGAUUCUUAUGGGGCCACAAAUCAGGUGCUGUUGGCAGUGGGAACAAGGUGAGUGGUUGUUGACACAGGCAGACAAGUGAAGGGAACAGUUUUACCUCCAGCAUUCCUUUGGGAGGGACACAGAGUCAGGAAUUUACAGGAAUGGAAUUAUUGAACCUGUGUAACUUGUCUCUAAGCUUUUUGUUGUUCUAAACACAUCUUGUAGAUAAAUUAUCUGGCAGCUACAGACUGAGUCUGGAUUUAGGAAGGUAGAUGAGUUACAGUAUUUGGCAGAUACAGGAGACAUUAUUUUGGGGGCAAAUAGUUCUGCUACAAAGCUCACCUUCAGUUGUCAGGCAUUGGGGUUGUUCUUGGCUUAUCCUCCAAACACAAUCCAUGAAGGAAUAUUUUCCCUCUCAACAGUAAUCUCCCUGACUGCUCAGGCAUUGUAGGCUUCAGGUUUAUAUGGUUCUGGAUUCCUUCUGCAAAAUGUAAAUUUUCAGGAUUCAGUAUGUUUGGAGUUUGCCCUACAGUUGGUGCCACAGCUGAGAAAGUAAACUCAGUUUGUGCUCAAGAGAAACAAGUUCCCUCACCCCCAAAUUCCUCUUUGAGACCAACAUUGUCUCUUUUCAUGAGCUACAUUACAAACUAAAAGGACAAAUAUCCCAACAGUCACACUUAGGUCUGUGUGGAUUCCCUCCCCAGGGAUUCCCCUCCAAAAUUAAUUUUUUACCCAGUAGCAGUAGAGAGUUACUGACUUCCAGUAACCUUUGUCAACUGCAGAUUUUCAGCAGAAGUUUUUAAUUUUAUGCCUGAAGAGCAUACUUACUUUUCAGUUUAACUGUUUGUUGCACACUGCACUUUCAUAUCAUUUAAUUUCCUCCUCUGUUCCCACCUGUAGGAAGAGACAAAUUGUAAAGAAAAAA